Pseudogymnoascus destructans is the source of this 987-nucleotide messenger RNA. RefSeq lists its product as uncharacterized. The transcript is spliced from 4 exons. The coding region runs from base 1 to 987 and encodes 328 amino acids. NCBI's taxonomy places the organism in Eukaryota, Fungi, Ascomycota, Leotiomycetes, Thelebolales, Thelebolaceae. The record is from RefSeq and is a predicted model, not a curated record.
AUGCACAACACCGGCACACCCUCGACUAAGUCCCCAGCGCCUCUCACCAACCCCGCAAGCCUAACUUACCGCCGCCAGCCAGAAACAGUGCGUACGUCAGCGUCAGUACCACCGGGUUCCCACCACCACCCACCCACGUUCCUCACCACUAUCCCCAUGGCCUCCGCAUAUCCCUCCAGCGCAACCAGCACCUCCUCCACCAUAGCACCUCACCCCCAACAAGCCCUACGCUCCCGCAACCUCCCUCCAAUCCCCGAAUUCACGUUCCCGCCGUCCCCCGGUCCCGAGGACAGCGCGCCGCCGACGACGCCGCGGGUAAAGCAACAGAAGGGGGAGAAGGAGGAGAGAGACGAGAUGGCUAUCUCGGAUUUGAGUAGGAAGGCGCAGUGGAUUACGUUUGCGCUGUCGAGUGGUGCUUGUGCGGCUAUCAAUGGGGUGUUUGCUAAGCUGACUACUACGGAAUUGACGACGACGUUUGCGACGUUUCUUGCAGGGCUUAUUAAUUUGGAGAAGGGGGAGCAGGCGUUUGAGUAUGCUAUUCGUGCGAUAUUCUUCGCCCUAAACCUAAUAUUCAAUGGCAUCAUGUGGACCCUCUUCACCAAAGCCCUCUCCCGCUCCCCCUCCACCACCCAAGUCGCCAUCCUCAACACCUCCGCAAACUUCAUGAUCACCGCCAUCCUCGGCCUCGUCAUCUUCUCCGAAUCUCUCCCGCCCCUCUGGUUCGUCGGCGCCGCGCUGCUCGUCGCUGGGAACGUCAUCAUCGGCCGCCGCGAGGAGAAGGAGCUCACUGUCGCGGGCGAGGACGCGCACCGCACUUCUGAGGAGGGGAGCGGCACAUAUUUGGAUGCUGGUGAGGGACAGGCUUUGCUGGCUGAUGAUAUUGAGUUGGAGACGGAUGGCGAGGACACGAAGCCCGAUAAGCUGAGGGACGACGAGGAUAUCCUGGAUUUGGAGAUGCCUCCUGAUGAGUCGAGGAGGGUCGGCUAG